CUCGUAUAAAUUAACUAACUCUAAUUAUCACAAAAAUGAAGCAAAAUUUUGAAAAAUGGCACUUCACCGGCUAACUUCCAAAUUCAUAAUCAAUGGAUCACACACAUUGCUCAACAAUGCAUGGUUUUGCAGAGGAUUUGUCUCUGCCACAGCGCCAUCUCACAAAGAGAAAAUUGAUAAAGAGACGUGCGAGAAGAUCAUAGAAACAGCGGAAACGGUGAAAGAUGGGUCGAAAGAUGUGGUUAAGGAAGUCAAGCGCGUCGGCGAAGCUAUCACCGAAAAGGUCACCAACGCUACCGGAAAUAUGGUGGCGGAUGCGGCCAAGAAGGGAUUUGAACGCGCGGCGGAGACAGCGGACACUAAAAAAAGCAAAGAUUUGUUAGACACAGGCAAAGUCGUCGCCGAAGCUUUAAAGGAAAAGGUCGAAAAAAAGGAUUAAUGAAUGAAAGGCCGAACAAUCCAUUUUUCGGAAAGGAAAUUUAUUAGGAAAAUACGCAAUCAAAUCGCAAAAUAGGGGGGGGGGGGAAUGGUGAGCAUUUUGAAUGAUGAAUAAUAAACCAUUUUAGACGUG
This is a messenger RNA of Salvia miltiorrhiza (redroot sage), 571 nucleotides long. RefSeq lists its product as uncharacterized. Lineage: Eukaryota; Viridiplantae; Streptophyta; Magnoliopsida; Lamiales; Lamiaceae. The record is from RefSeq and is a predicted model, not a curated record. Bases 56 to 439 code for a protein of 127 amino acids. The transcript is spliced from 4 exons.